This is a messenger RNA of Colletotrichum abscissum, 1476 nucleotides long. RefSeq lists its product as uncharacterized. The record is from RefSeq and is a predicted model, not a curated record. The transcript has 6 exons. NCBI's taxonomy places the organism in Eukaryota, Fungi, Ascomycota, Sordariomycetes, Glomerellales, Glomerellaceae. Bases 1 to 1476 code for a protein of 491 amino acids.
AUGUUAGAUGACGAUCUGAAGACGCAAAUCAACCACACUCACGACACUAAGCAAGACGUUCUUGACAAGCUGUUGCCAACUACCGAAAAGGCCAGGCAAGGCUUGACAGAUAAAUCAUGGUCUUACAGACGCAAGAAUGGCGAAAAGGUCAUCGUGCGGGACGUUCUCGUCAAGAUUACCAAAUGGGUAAACCACUUCAAGGGCGUCGUUGAUGUGGCCGUGUCAUACGAUCCGUUUCACGCGGCGCUGCCCUGGGCUGGUGUCCGAUUCCUGUUGGACGCUGCCAUGGGGGAUUUGACCACGUACAAUGAGCUUCUUGACAAUACAGCUAGUGUCGCUGAGGUCAUUUGUCGCAACACGCUGGUCGAGCGCGUCAUUCGGAACGUUCAGUCAGAAACCGCAGACGAGCUCCGCCGGGCGUUGAUCAAAUUCACCCGGUCGCUCACCCGGCCAGAACGAGUGCUACAAAACGGGUUGCUGUCCUCCUCCGACCUAAACGCAGCGUCCAAUGCCAUCAAGCAAGCACAGGACGACGUGACCCGGUCGUCCAAUGCCUUUGGCCUAUCAUCCGACCUGCAAGAAAUGCUAGAGCGUUUCAACGCUCCAGUCCGCCGGUGGGACGAAACACUUCAUCAGAUGACCGACCAGAUCGACCGAGCCAGGAGAACGGCGACCUUGAGCUGGAUCUCUGACGAACCCUAUGAGAUGCAUCAUAAGCUCACGUACAGUGAGGUACUCGAGGGCACAGGACAAUGGAUCCUCUGCGACCCGACGUUUUUGCACUGGGCGAACGAGAGUGCUUCGUCCAUUUUGUGGCUCCACGGCAUCCCAGGCUCUGGCAAGAGCAAAUUGACGUCCGUUGUUGUCAGCCAGGCUCUCCAGGCCUUCAGAGAGAAGCUGGCCCCGGCCCCUGUGUACUUCUACUGCUCCCGUAAUCCAGCGGAGCCCGGCCGCUCUGAUCCUACCCGCAUAUUGGCCAGCAUUGCCCGACAACUUUCGACUCCAUCCUCCCCAUCGUCGGUUCUCGAACCUGCGGUCGCGGUGUUCACGCAGUGGGAGGAAACGGCAUUUGCCUCCGGACCACUUCACGUUGAUGAAACCAAAGGCUUGAUACUUCAGCUGCUUGAAAGAUACAAAGAAGCCACAGUGACCGUUGCGAUUGACGCUCUCGACGAGUGCAACCCUGCCACUCGAGAUAUUUUGCUAGAUACGCUCGAGGAUCUUCUGAACGCAUCUCCAUGCUUGCUGAAGGUCUUCGUCUCGAGCCGCGACGACCAGGAUAUCGUUUACAACCUGCGUAAAUACUCCAAUCUUACCCUGUCAUCUGAUUGCAACACCACAGAUAUUGAGCUGUUUGUGAAAUCGGAGACGACACGCCUCGUCAAGAAAAGUUCUUUGCUGUGUUACAGUGAGAGAAAAGAAGAACUGGGCGACAUGAUUGUCCAUGAGCUGACCUUCGGCGCACAUGGCAUGUAA